Molecule: messenger RNA, 1686 nt
Organism: Arthroderma uncinatum
Lineage: Eukaryota; Fungi; Ascomycota; Eurotiomycetes; Onygenales; Arthrodermataceae
Product: phosphotransferase family protein
Exons: 4
Coding region: 1-1686 (561 amino acids)
Cellular component (GO): mitochondrion
Source: RefSeq, a predicted model, not a curated record
AUGUCGCUAACAAUUCUUUUGAGAAGGCACCAGAUACAACCCGUGGUUGGCGUAACCAGGAAGAUACAGCAAUUUCAUACCUCGCGUACUGCCAAUGCGCCUCCAGACCCUGCCUGGAAUGACAAUGAAGACUUUUUUCGCUUUACGCGCUCCAGAUUUCUUUGCGAUGAGGCAGCGGAGUUAUCUCGCCGAUAUGUCAAAUUUGAUGUUGAGCAGCUUGCAAAGAUAUCGGCUGAAGUCUCUGGCCCUGGAACGCGUCGAUAUGUGAAAGUCGAAAAGCUAGCAGAUGGCUUGUAUAACAAGGCUUUGCUCCUAACCAUGGAUGAUGGUAUCCAGGUAAUUGGCAAGGUCCCGAACCCGAAUGCUGGAAUGCCACAUUUUACCACUGCUUCAGAGGUGGCGACAAUGGACUUUGCAAGGAAUAUACUCGGGACACCGGCUCCUAAGGUUCUCGGUUGGAGUUCCAGGACGGAUAACCCCGUUGGAGUAGAGUACGUGAUUAUGGAAAAGAUGCCAGGAGUGCAACUGGAAACAUUAUGGAAUAAGCUUGAUGUUGAGGUGAAGUAUGGAGGGCUUUACUACAAGCAAGAUCUUUCUAACGCCACAAGCUUAGUAUAUACGAACAAGGAUGGAGAGCAGGUAACUGAUGACCGUUUUGCUGUUGGGCCUUCAACAAGCAGACAAAAUACUGAUGAUGGGAGGAUGGACGUCAGCUUUGACAGAGGUCCAUGGACAAAUGCGAAAGAUUACGCAAAGGCUGCUGGCUACAGAGAAAUGGCAUGCAUUGCCCAAAUAUCGCAACUCCCAAAGUCUCCCAUAGGUCUCUACGGGCCCCAAACAUACCGGCCGUCAAAGGAAAAGAAAAUCAAGGCACUUCAGGCGUAUAUGGAGAUUGUCGAGCACUUGCUUCCUGGCGACAAAUCUAUUCAGACAUCCCAUCUGUGGCACAAUGACCUCCACGCGGAGAAUAUUUUCGUCAAUCCAGAAAAUCCAUCAGAGAUAUGUGGCCUUAUAGAUUGGCAAACAACCGAAUUGGCGCCUUUGUACGAUCACACGAUUGAACCUUAUUUUCUCGAUUAUCAAGGACCACGUAUGAACGGGGGCUUGCUAACGCGCCCUGACCUCGAGGAGGUCCAAAAGUUAUUCGAGGAUGACACAGAGCUUACACCAGCGGAAAAAAAGAGAAAAGCCGAAUCUCUCUUUUGGAGAAUGGCCCUCGUUUCACUAUGGAGAUAUACUAUCCAUAUGGGAAUCGAGCCACUAUUCCGUGCCCUUGAGUUUCGUGGAACGGUGAACUUCACACUGCUCGUGUUUGCUCGAAAUCUCUUCCUUAAUGGAGAAGCUGCUUAUCUUGCUAUUUUGGCAGAACAAUACCGGAAUAACUGGCUAGAUAUUCCUGGUAUGCGGAGCAGUUCAAAUAAGGGCUUUCCAUACGAAUUUACACCGGAAGAACUAAAGGAUAUUGACUUCGAUUGUGAAGGUGCCACGAAUGGUAUUAAUAUCAUGCAGGAUGUUAAAGAGGCGGUUGGAUCGCAUUUCUUUCGAGUUGAUGGCACUGUGGAUCACGAGGACUAUGAAGUGGCUAAAGAGUACAUCCGAUUGACUAAGGGAGACUUUAUGUCGAAAUACCCCGAGAGUGAUGAAGAACGCAGGGAAUGGGAAGCUGCGUGGCCGUUCGAUGACUGA